CACGGGUCAAAGCAUUUCCCUAUUUCCACCAAAAGGGCCACACAAGACCUUCCCGGCGGCAGACGAGCGUGGUCGCUCCUUCUCGGAUCUUCAUUUGGCCGCGCCCCCUUCCCUUCUGGCUCCCGUUCUUUCCUGCUUGGUGCCCAAUGACACGCGACUGAGCCUCUUGAGGCGGCGCUGAUUGGUCUUCGCGCAGUUCCAAAGGGGCGGGCCCACGAAAGGAUUUCAAUCUCCAAAUUGGCCGUCUCCAGCUCGCUGUUCGCUUUUCCCAUCUGGGCAGGUAUCGUGUGGGUUCAGGUGGCUGCGUUGGACUGCACAGGAUCUUUCAGCCGCACUAUUCUGAUCAGAAAAUGUCAUCUGUUCUUGAACCCCUCUUCGAGUACAUUGACAAACACCAGGACCUCUACGUUGAUCGGCUGGCCCAGUGGGUGGCAAUUCAGAGUGUCUCAGCAUGGCCAGAGAAGAGAGGAGAAAUCAAACGGAUGAUGGAAGUUGCAGCCAAGGAUAUUGAACGGCUGGGUGGUACGACUGAACUGAAGGAUAUUGGAAAGCAGACGCUGCCAGAUGGUUCAGAAAUUCCCCUGCCUCCAAUAAUUCUGGGCAAGCUUGGCUCAGAUCCCCGCAAGAAAACAGUUUGCGUUUACGGACAUUUGGAUGUACAACCUGCAGCUCAAGAAGAUGGAUGGGACAGUGAACCCUUUACCUUGGUCGAGAAAGAUGGAAAGCUCUAUGGCCGGGGGUCCACCGAUGACAAAGGUCCAGUCCUUGCCUGGCUGAAUGCCCUGGAGGCUUAUCAACAAACUAAACAGGAAAUACCAGUGAACGUCAAGUUCUGCUUUGAAGGUAUGGAAGAGUCUGGGUCUGAAGGACUUGAUGACUUGAUUUUUGCACAGAAAGAUGCUUUCUUCAAAGAUGUAGACUAUGUUUGUAUCUCUGAUAACUACUGGCUGGGCAAGAAGAAGCCCUGCAUCACCUACGGCCUCAGGGGUAUCUGCUACUACUUCAUAGAGGUGGAAUGCAGUGACAAGGAUCUUCACUCUGGAGUAUAUGGUGGUUCGGUACAUGAAGCUAUGACAGAUCUUAUUGCUCUGAUGGGCUCCCUAGUGGAUAAAAAAGGAAAGAUCCUCAUUCCUGGCAUUUAUGAUGCAGUGGCUUCCCUUACUGAUGAGGAGCAUCAGCUUUAUGACAAAAUUGACUUUGAUCUGGCAGAGUAUGCAAAGGAUAUAGGAGCCACACGACUGCUGCAUGGCACAAAGAAAGAUGUCUUGAUGCAUAGGUGGCGAUACCCAUCCUUAUCUCUUCAUGGAAUAGAAGGAGCUUUCUCAGGAUCAGGGGCUAAAACUGUGAUUCCACGGAAAGUGACAGGCAAAUUUUCAAUCAGACUGGUGCCAGACAUGACUCCAGAAGUUGUGUCCAAACAGGUUCAAGAUUACUUGUACAAAAAGUUUGCAGAGCUGCACAGUCCCAAUAAGUUCAAAGUAUACCUGGGCCAUGGUGGAAAACCUUGGGUGUCAGAUUUCAACCAUCCCCACUAUAUGGCUGGCAGAAGAGCUAUGCGAACAGUAUUUGGAGUGGAGCCAGACUUGACCAGAGAGGGAGGAAGCAUUCCUGUCACUCUGACCUUCCAAGAAGCAACAGGCAAAAAUGUAAUGCUGCUGCCUGUUGGGUCGGCAGAUGAUGGCGCCCAUUCUCAGAAUGAGAAACUCAACAGGUACAAUUAUAUUCAAGGUGUCAAACUGUUGGGUGCGUACCUGCAUGAAGUUGCCCAGCUGAAGGAGUGAAUUUGAAUCAUUCUUGCAAAUGAAGUUGCUCUGAGGAACGUCCAGGUCCCAAAUGUACUUUCUUGCAACCUUGAAACUGCACUAAUUUUGUUUCUAUUUCUCCUACCAGACUAAUUCACACUGAGAUGCCUAGCAAAAAAAAUUUUGAAUGCCAUAUUGAGCACUUUAUAGACACAGAUGUCUUUUUCUUUUUAAAGAGUGUACAUCAUCCCAAGCAGUACCACAUCUCCAUUCUACUUACCUAUUGUUCCAAACAGAAGAUGUGAAAGUGUUAUCUGUGGAACCCAAUUUUUCCAAAGUCUAACACAAGUGGCCACAAAUACUUCAUUACUGCCUCAUCAGCUUCUCCAUACUUGCAUAGCUUUAAAUGUUACCAGACCAGAAUCUGAGGUCAUCACUUGCCAGGAAAGAACCAUGUGCUCUUUUCACAAGUUCACACCAAAGUCAUCUUGGAAAGCUUUGAGAUGAAUUGGAUGGGGGCAGGGUUGUUGAGGCAGAUGGAUACGUUGGCAAAGGAGUUCUUCAUUUUUCCCACUGGGCUUGUGACUGCUAUUUUGCUGUGUCUCUUUAAACAUUUUGUGACGGUUACCAUCAAGAUCUGCAGAGCCUGCUAUUGUGGUAAUACUCCAGAUAAUAGUAACAAAUUGGUAUUUUUCUAAGGCAUUCUUUGUACAUGGAAAGCUGCUAAAUAAAAAAACUCUGGCUCUA
Messenger RNA from Hemicordylus capensis (graceful crag lizard), 2489 nucleotides. RefSeq names its product cytosolic non-specific dipeptidase. Bases 351 to 1781 code for a protein of 476 amino acids. Lineage: Eukaryota; Metazoa; Chordata; Lepidosauria; Squamata; Cordylidae. Gene Ontology annotation, biological process: proteolysis. The record is from RefSeq and is a predicted model, not a curated record. Gene Ontology annotation, cellular component: cytosol. The transcript is spliced from 12 exons. Gene Ontology annotation, molecular function: metallodipeptidase activity.